AUGUACAAGGAAUUGAGAGGUGAAAGAACUAGUGAACCUUGGAGCCAUAUACUGAUUGAUAACUAUGCCAGACCAAGAUCACAAUUUAUUCUUUGGUUGGCUCUCAUGGGCAGACUGUCAACAAAUGACAGAUUAUAUAGGUUUGGUAUAAUAACUGAUGAGAAAUAUCCUUUCUGUGAUCAAAAGGAAUCUUUAGAUCAUCUUCUAUUUGACUGCAACACUACGGGUAGGAUUUGGGAAGAUGUUCUGGUGUGGGUUGGUUAUAGAAGGCAAGCUAAACCUUGGCAAGAGGAUCAAGCUUGGAUUUUGCAAGAAGUUAAGAAGAAAGGAUGGAGAAGGAGAGUCCUUAAAAUGGGCUUGGAAGAAACAGUCUAUGAAGUGUGA
Messenger RNA from Lathyrus sativus (Indian pea), 384 nucleotides. NCBI's taxonomy places the organism in Eukaryota, Viridiplantae, Streptophyta, Magnoliopsida, Fabales, Fabaceae. The record is from the annotation of a GenBank genome assembly.